This is a messenger RNA of Manis javanica (Malayan pangolin), 2036 nucleotides long. RefSeq names its product galactose-3-O-sulfotransferase 2 (gene GAL3ST2). Gene Ontology annotation, cellular component: membrane. Gene Ontology annotation, biological process: glycoprotein biosynthetic process; glycolipid biosynthetic process. Gene Ontology annotation, molecular function: galactosylceramide sulfotransferase activity. NCBI's taxonomy places the organism in Eukaryota, Metazoa, Chordata, Mammalia, Pholidota, Manidae. The record is from RefSeq and is a predicted model, not a curated record.
GAUCCAGACCAACACAAUCACCUAAAUUAAAUAACCCUGUUCUUAAGACAAAACUUCAAAGGAAUUACAAAUCACCUGUACACAUCAGGCCUUAUGCUGACCCCUACACAAAGGGCCCUGUAAAACCCCAAACCCCAAACCCUUAAAGCGCACCUCCUCUCUGAGGCGGCCCACACUCCCCCUCCUUGGAGUGCGUACUUUUUGCCCUAGACCUCUUACUGCCUAACCUACUGUGUUUUGUCUGCCCUCUCUGCUUUGUCCCUUUGCUGUUUCAUUUUGUUCUCCUGACUUAAGCACAAGCCUUCGCUCUGUCUCUGCUCUACUCUAGUUAAGUAGGGAGGGGAUACUGGGAGCUCUGAUUUGGGCUUGCAAGUUCGGGUUGCCUGGGUGACCCAGACAGGACUGCAGCUGUACAGUCAUGCCCUUCAGCAGCCUCGUGUCUGACCCCGGGCAGGCCCGCUCUGUCACUCUGUCACAGGAUGCAGCAGAUCCCCCUCGGCUCUCUUGACUUCGUUUUCACUCUGACUUCUCUGCUUCUCUGAACUGAAUUCCUUCCCAGCAGUUGCUCCUGAGCACCAAGCACAAGUCCUCCAACUGGGGUGAGGGUGGAGGGCGUGGUCUCAUACCGGAGCCUGCAGGUGAGCUGCUCUGGGAGUCACGUUAACACUGCACAGAGCCGCACCCAGUCUGGGGCCUGUCUGGGGCUUCGGGCUGGCAGCAGGCUGUGCAGAGCAGUGGGGCUCAAGCCUGGACCGCCGCCUGCCCACCAACUGUCGCCACAGGCUCCAAGCAGCAUGCUGCCCACUCUGAGUGGUGCACAGAGGUGCUUCCGGGUCCUCCUCCUCCUGGUCCUGACUGUGUUCCUGCUGGCAGGCUUCCUGUGCACGGACAUUGGGCUGCUCACCCUGCCCGGGGACCGGGCAGAGGGGCCGCCUGUCACCAACGUCAUGUUCCUCAAGACUCACAAGACCGCCAGCAGCACGGUGCUGAAUGUCCUCUUCCGCUUUGCCGAGGCACACAACCUGUCUGUGGCACUGCCCGCGGGCACCCGCUUCCACCUGGGCUACCCCUGGCUCUUUGUGGCACGCUAUGUGGAGGGCGCCGGGCCGGAUGGUGGGCAGAGGCGCUUCAACAUCAUGUGCAACCACCUGAGGUUUAACCUGCCUGAGGUGCAGAAGGUCAUGCACGAUGACACGUUCUACUUCUCCAUCCUCAGAAACCCCGUCUCCCAGCUGGAGUCCUCCUUCACCUAUUACCGAGCCGUGGUGCCCGCCUUCAGGGCCGCACCCAACCUGGACGCCUUCCUGGCCUCCCCGGACACCUACUAUAACCGCAGCGCGGGCCUGAGCAAUGCCUAUGCCAGGAACAGCAUGUGGUUCGACCUGGGCUUUGACAGCGAUGCACCGCUUGCCGAUGGCUACGUGCGCGCACGCCUGGCCACUGUGCAGCGGCGUUUCCAACUGGUGCUCAUUGCCGAGCACUUGGACGAGUCCCUGGUGCUGCUGCGACACCUGCUGCGCUGGCAGCUGGACGAUGUGGUGGCCUUCCGGCUUAAUGCGCGCAGCCAGCACAGCGUGGCCAGCCUGUCACGCGAGAGCCAGGAGCACGCCAAGCGCUGGUGUGCGCUGGACUGGCGCCUCUACCAGCACUUCAACCACACCUUCUGGGCCCGUGUGCACACUGAACUGGGCCUGCAGCGGCUGCACUCAGAGGUGGCACAGCUGCGGGCGCGGCGGCGUGAGCUCGAGGCCCUGUGUCUGCAGGACGGUGUGCCCAAGAACCAGUCACAGAUCACCGACCCACAGCUGCGCCCCUUCCAGUCGGGCGAGGCUGACAUCCUGGGCUACAACCUCAGGGAGGGCCUGGACAACCACACAUGGCACGUGUGCCAGAGGAUGGUCACGCCCGAGCUCCAGUACAUGGCCCACCUGUACACCCAGCAGUUCCCGGAGAAGCCCCCCAAGAACAUCCCCUUCCUGUAGAUGUAGUGGGCCAGUGCCCAGGAGAGGGUCCCCGGUGGAAGCUGGCACCUCUCG